AUGGCCCCUACCAUCUUCACAACUACGUCUGCCCUCCUCACAGCACAUCGCCUUCGCAAGGGCAAUUCCAAAUCGAGCCCUCAGUCUCAGUCAUCAGCCAGUAGCAACAUCACCUCGGCGCCAGAUCAGCCAUGGGUCCAAGUGGGCCCUGCCAAAGAUCAUCUUUUUGUCAAGCUCAAGGAACUCUACUGGAUCGGCGUCCGUACUGAACUUGAGAAUAUCUUAUUUACUCUCAAAGAAUGGCAGGCCUCAGAUUAUACUGACCCCAUUCCUCUUGAGUCCGAGGAGGACUUUGUGCACGGUUUCGACACCUUUGUCGACCAAGUUAGUCAAGGUACUCGCGAUCUAGCCAAACGAUAUGCUCAAGAAAAGCAAGAUAUAAUUGACAACCGGUUUUGGUCACGUCUGAAUACAUACGAUAAUUCUCUGCGUGAGAGAGGAAAGGAUAUCUACGCUAAUGUAGCCAGCGCAAAUAUCAAACUCUUGUUGAGACAGCAAGUCCAAAUGGACAACCAGGGCCUUCUCACUCCACUUCUCGAGCGAAGAACAAAAUUGUUGUUACAAAGUGCCGGCUUCCUGGACAUUGAGAAGCUCAUUGAGCAUCGUCCACCACUCGACGGCUGGUCAUUCUGGAGGCGUCCUGGUGUUCCUCAACUCGCCGUGUCCCACUAUACGAGAGACAGCGUGCCGGUCUUCGCUGCCCAGCACUGUUCAACAUGUUUAUCUGCACUUCGAGGUUCGCAGUACCGUGCGUCUCCAGUCAGGGAUCCCAAAUCCGACAAAGAGUGGACGAUAUGUGACUCGUGCUACUUUGAACGCUUCUACAGCGAUCCUAACAUCUACAAAGUUCAUAAACAUUGCAUCUUGGACACCUCAAUCACUUCUGCUGGUGGCCGCAAAAUAUGUCGUUGCGAUGGAACUGUCCGCAUGGAUGGUUCUGGCAAGUAUCUCACCCUGUUUCCCGUCCGCGAGGAUCAUGUCCACCGCAUCGCGACCAAAAAGGGCGGCCUUCAAUGCCCUUUGUUAUCUCUGGGUGACAUGGUGGCAGAGUCAAAGUACGAUGCAAUGCAGACGCCUCUCGGCAAAAGAGUCCCGUUGGCAGAGGAGAAAUUGAUUGCAACCAUGACUGCCGAGCAGCUUGCCAAAUAUCAAAAAGGCCAAAAGAAGUCUUCUAGAAAGGAAGCCAAAUUACAGACGGGUGUCAUUCCUAGCCUCGUUGAUGAGGAUGAUCGUGUGGGAACAGAAGGGAAAUCGGCUGAGGUCAGGGAGGCUGAAGCUGAUGAAGAUAUCCCAUUCUUCAUGAAACGCUAUGUGGACAAGUAUCCGUUUGGAAAUGUCCAUAUGGCACUUCGAGUUGGACCUCUGGUGAUUGAAAAUGGCGUUGCACAUACCAAGGGUGGUGCGUUAAUAACCCUACGAGAACCUGCUACUUUAUCGCCGUCAGGCCAGUCGCCGUCUCCCCAACCCGAACAUCACUCAGCAUACACCGUCUCCGAGGAUGUCGAUCGUAAUGUCUGGUCCCAGAGCAAGCGGCAUCGUGGUCGAAAACGGUACAAAGCCAUCAUGAAACAAGUUGUUGGCGUUCCCUUCACUGGAGUAUAUACAUCAGAGCUGGAAGAAUCCAUCGUCCAAUCCUUCAUCACUGCACUCAGCUUGCCAAUUGACGACAUCGGACUGUCUCGAUCUCAGAGAGAUGGACUUGUCAACAAAGUCAUGACCGAUAUGGUUGAUAAAGUCAAACGCUAUCUCGAACCUCGGGUUGAUAUCUAUCUAUACUCCAUCAGCCAACGCCUCUGCGAUCCCAGCACCAAGCUUCGUUGGAGUGCUACCAAGAACAAUUGUCAAUCAUUCUGCGACUCGCUUCUUGAUUGGCAAGUGUUCGGUCAAUUUAUCCCUUUCACCAACCCUCAACCUGUCCCGAGCCAUAUCAGUUCAACCGCUGUCCAGCCUCACCCUCUCUAUCUCGUCUCUUUUGCAACUCGACCCACGUCAUACACACGCAACAGGGUCAAGAAUAAGUUUGACGUCCCUAGCGGACUCACAGAAGAGUAUCUCUUGAAAUUUCGGUACGGACGUCACGAAGAAUCAGAUAUCAUCGACACUCUUCACGAAUGGUGGUACGACUUUGGCGCAUUCGGCGGCCACCUGUACGAGAACCAGGAACUCUUUCCUUGGGACUGUACUGAGGCCUUUGGCCGGUACCCCACAAGAUGUGGAGAUUGCAAUAUGGCCAAACAUCUACUCGCAUUCCCCUUUGACUCGUGGAGUAUCAUCUCGCUGCAUCUUUGCCGAGAUCGGUACAUGUAUGCACCUUCAAAUGGAGCAGAGGAGGUCAUGUCGGACUUCGCCUGGUUUCGAAACCGACUGACAUUGCUCCACUCACAGAACUUACUUUUGAGGAUGGGUGCAGCAAUGCAUCGAGUAGGACCUUUCAUCGAUUCGACCAAAUGGCUACACUCUGCCAUCGAUCCCACCGUGGACCGAUUGAAACUAGGUGGAAUCCACCGUGCGCAACCAUUUUCACAUACUUUCGACCAAGGUCUCUACCAUCAAUACUUCAUCGCCGAGUGGGCAAUCUAUGAGCCAGCCGUUCGAAAGCGUCUGUAUGAGGAACUUCGCGACGGGCGAGUUCGACUUAAAGAUGUUCCGGCUCCUAGAGUUGUCAACGAAUCGGAGAAGGAUCGACAACAGCGGGAGUUGGCACAUCAUGUCGGUUCAGGAACUCGGUAUGUUGCUUAUGGCGGCAUUUUCGCUGGCGCGGCACUGGGUGUAGAUGCCAAUAUGGCGGACUCGGGCCUUGGAGCAUGUCCCCAUUCUGCGGUGAUGGAUGGGAGGGUGGAUGGAUGCACUGACAUAGGAGAUGUUUCAGCCACCGAUGUGGAUGGCGAUGCGGGUGCUAGCGGCAACUGUGCGAGUUGUUCAAAUGGCUGUUCCAGCGGCGGAGGUGGAGGUUGUGGUGGUGGAGGCGGUUGUGGAGGUGGCGGUGGAUGCGGCGGUGGAGGAGGUUGUGGUGGUGGUGGUUGA
This is a messenger RNA of Exophiala mesophila, 3024 nucleotides long. RefSeq lists its product as uncharacterized. The transcript is spliced from 6 exons. NCBI's taxonomy places the organism in Eukaryota, Fungi, Ascomycota, Eurotiomycetes, Chaetothyriales, Herpotrichiellaceae. The record is from RefSeq and is a predicted model, not a curated record. The coding region runs from base 1 to 3024 and encodes 1007 amino acids.